This is a messenger RNA of Heterostelium album PN500, 333 nucleotides long. RefSeq names its product RNA polymerase II core subunit (gene rpb9). The record is from RefSeq and is a predicted model, not a curated record. Gene Ontology annotation, molecular function: DNA-directed RNA polymerase activity. Gene Ontology annotation, biological process: transcription initiation at RNA polymerase II promoter; transcription-coupled nucleotide-excision repair; DNA-templated transcription. The transcript has 4 exons. Gene Ontology annotation, cellular component: RNA polymerase II, core complex. The coding region runs from base 1 to 333 and encodes 110 amino acids. Lineage: Eukaryota; Evosea; Eumycetozoa; Acytosteliales; Acytosteliaceae.
AUGAAUUUUUGUGGUGAAUGCAAUAAUCUUUUAUAUCCAAUUGCAGAUAAGGUAAACAGAGAGUUAUUGCUCUCAUGUAAGAUUUGUGACCAUCAAGAGAAAGCAUCCAAUAACUGUGUAUAUAGAAAUGAAAUCAAACAUUCAAUAGAGGAGAGAACACAGAUCUCACACGAUAUUGCAUCGGAUCCAACAUUACCAAGAACUAAAGGAUCGAAAUGUCCUGCUUGUGGUGGUAGAGAAGCUAUUUUCUUCCAAUCUAUGGGUCAAAAGUCUGAUAAGAUGACUCUAUUCUUUAUAGUCGUUGAUUAUAUGUAUGAUUAUACAGCUCAUUGA